Cyprinus carpio (common carp) is the source of this 6422-nucleotide messenger RNA. RefSeq lists its product as uncharacterized. Gene Ontology annotation, molecular function: protein binding. NCBI's taxonomy places the organism in Eukaryota, Metazoa, Chordata, Actinopteri, Cypriniformes, Cyprinidae. The record is from RefSeq and is a predicted model, not a curated record.
UAAUUAUUUUUAUAAGAUUAUUACUGUUAUUAAUUACUAUACAUUUAAUAAUGUCAUAAUUGGGAUAAAAUCAGAUUUAAAAAAAAUACAUUUGUGUUAAUAGUGAUCAAAGUGAAAAUGCUGCUAUUUUAAACAUUUACAAUUAUUACAAGCUUGAAGAUGAAUAUUAUAGCAGGAUGUUUGGUUGAAUUGUCCCUUUAACCCACAUGGUGGUUGUAACAUGAGGGGAACAAAUGAUGUUAUAUAUUAUGCAUUUAGUGUUUGACAGUCAAUUAUACUGGUAAAAACAGGCAGAAUUCCGGCAGACAUCAUUUAUGUCACAUAAAGCAAUAACUGAUAAACAGAAAGGUGAGAGACUGCUUAUCGCAGAUAAUUUCAUAAACUGUUUACUUUUAGGGAGUUUCUGGUCAGGAAAAAACACCCAAGAACAGUUCAGGAGCAGGAAAAUUGUUCAGUGUAAAAUGACAAGGAGGCGGAGUAUGAAAAAAACUUUAAGUAGGAGAUUUGACCUUUGGCUAGUGCAGCUCCUGUUCUCUCUCUCUCUUUCUCCAUUAAUCUCAGUCAGUCACAGGAGGUUCUCAAAGCUGAUGGAAGGAGCCUCAUACAACACAGAGCAGGACAGAAGCAGCUCCAAACACAGGGAAAACAUCCAUUAUAAUCACUAACACCUGUAAGAUAGUUGAGGAAAAUAAAUAUCAAAACUUUGCAAUUUUGAUUUAGGCUUUAUUUUAUCAUUUCAAACCAUUUAUUUGAAUAAAAAGACUCAACACCUUAAUCCAGCAUAAAAUGUUAAUCUCAAUAGUUUUUCUCCUCAUCCUAAAUCUUGUGCCUACUUUUCAAGGCACACUUAGCGAGAAUAAAAAAGACACUAACAAAUCUAAGGACCACACUAUUAGCCAUAAUGUUCCCAAGCUAGCAACCACAACAUUAACCACCAAAGUGAAAAUCCAGACUCAUGCUGGUUCUUUAAAAAGUAGUAGUGCCAAUCAGACUCAUUCAACCACCACAAAGCCUCUUGUGGAUGAUGCCCAAAAACCUGUGCCUUCUCUCCAAGACACACUAAGUGCGAAGAAAAAUUCUACUACUAGAUCAAAAGUGAAUGCCAUUAAUCUAAAUGUUCAGAAAUCAGUAACCACAAUUUCAAACACCAAAAUGAAAAACCAAACUCAUCCCACUUCCUCAAAACCUAGCAGCAGCAGUCAGACUCCUCCAUCCACUACAAAGCCUGCUGUAGAUGGUGUCCAAAAUACUGGGCCUACUCUUCCAGGCAAACUUAAUGAAAAUAAAAACUCCACUGCCAGGUCAACAGUCCAUACUGGUAAUCCCAAUCUUCCAAAUCUAGUAACUGCAGCAUUAAAUACCAAAAUGAAAAACCAGACUCAUCCGACUUCCUCAAAAACAACCAGCGUCAAUCAGACUCUUCCAUCCACUACAAAGCUGGUUGCUGAUGAAAGCACACUUAGCGAGAAAAAAAAUUAUACUGUUAAGUCAACAGUCCAAACUAUUCAUGUUAAUGUGUCAAAGACCAACACCAAAUUGAAAAAACAUACUCAAUCUACUUCCUCGAAAACUAGCAAUGUCAAUCAGCUUCAAAACAUUGUCCAGAAACAUGUGCCUUCUCUUCAAGACCCACUUAGUGAGAAGAAAAAUUCCACUGUUAAGUCAACAGCCCAAACUAUUAAAGUUGCAGCUACAUUAUUAAAAACCAAAAUGAAAGACCAAACUCAAUCCACUUCCUCAACAACUAGUACAGUGAAUCAGACUCUCCCAUCAUCUACAAAGCCUGAUGUGGACACUGUCCAGAAACCUGUGCAAACUGUACAAAACACGCUUAGUGAGAAGAAAAAUUCAACUACCAAGUCAGUCAACACUAUAAAUGUUAAUGUAGAGAAGCCAACAACUAGAUUAUUAAAAACCAAAAUGAAAGAGCAAUCUCAAACUACUUCCUCAACAACUAAUAGAGUGAAUCAGACUCUCCCAUCAUCUACAAAGCCUGAUGUGGACACUGUCCAGAAACCUGUGCAAACUGUACAAAAUACGCUUAGUGAGAAGAAAAAUUCUACUACUAAGCAAGUCAACACUAUUAAUCUUAAAGUUGAGAAAACAGUAACUAUAUUAUUAAAGACCAAAAUGAAAAACCAAACUCAAUCUACUUCCUCAAAAAAAAGUAGCAUUGAUCAAACUGUUCCAUCUACCUUGAAGCCUGCUGUAGAUGCUGUCCAGAAACCUGUGUCUUCUUAUCCAGCCUCAACUAGCGAGAAGAAAAACAUUACUGCCAAGUCAGUGGGCCACACUAUUCAUGUUGAUGCUUCAAAGCCAGUAAACACAAAAAUUAAAAACCAAACUUAUUCUGCUUCCUCAAAACCUAGUCGUGUUGAUCAGACUCUCUCAUCCACACCAAAGCCUGCUGUAGAUGUCCAGAAACCUGGGCCUUCUCUUCAAGGUACACUUAGCGAGAAGAAAAGUUCUACUUCCAAGUCAACGGCUCAAACUAUUAGUCAUACUGUUCCCAAGCUAACUACAUUAGUCAAUACCAAAAUGAAAAACCAGACCCAUCCUACUUCCUCAGAAACUCAGAUUCUCCAAUCUACCUCAAAGCUUGUUGUGGAUGAAAGCACAAUUAGCAAGAAGAAAAAUUCUACUGUCAAAUCAUUGUCUCAAAAUAUUAAUGGUAAUGUGUCAAAGCCAUUAACUACAUCAUUACACACCAAAACAAAAAAACAAACUCAGUCUACUUCAAAAAUUAUCAGUGGCAAUCACACUCUCCCAUCCACCACAAAGUAUGUUGUGGAUGAAAUCACACCUAGCAAGAAGAAAAAUGUAACUGUCAAGUCAACGCACCAAACUUUUAACGUAAAUGGGUCAAAACCAUUAACUACAUCAUUAAACACCAAAAUGAAAUCUAAAAUUCAAUCGACGUCCUCAGAAAUUAGCAGUGUCAAUCAGACUGUUGCAUCUACUGCAAAGCCUGUGGUGGAUAGAAUCCAGAAUCCAACUAAAGACAAACCUGCAGAGAGUUCACCAGUUAAAGUAGUCAUCACUGAGGGUUGUGUUCCACAGACAGAGUCUAAGACAGAUGUAGGUAACGUAACCAAAGUACGAGAAACAGAGCUCAGUCUGAAUCCUGGAUCUCCUCUGGUUAUGACUCAUCACAUCAACCUGGUACAAGGAGCCUGCACAGGAGGUUGUGAGACUGAGAUGGCCACACUGAGAGACAGAGUUGAGUUUCUAGAGAAGGAGAUGGCAGCAAUUAAAAAAAAUUGUGUUCAGUGCUCCAGAGAGCAAUGCCCUAAAAACUGUAGUGGCCAGGGCAAGUGUGAAGAAGGAAGAUGUGUUUGUUUCCAGGGCUUCAGUGGCCCAGACUGUAGUGGCAAAACCUGCCCCUCUAACUGCAACAUAAAAGGGAAGUGUGUGAAGGGAAAGUGUGUGUGUCAGACUGGUUAUACAGGCCUAGACUGCAGUAAGGCUGUUGACAAGCAGAUCACAGUCACUGCUGAAACUGUGACUAUGAAGAUACCCACUGCCAAAACGGAUACAAAACCUGUGAAAGCAAAGCCAGACAAGAUCGUAUUCGUGAAAAAGACAGACACAAAGGACCCAAAGAAAAACACCACAGCCAAGCCAACAGUGUAUCCAAGUCCAACCGUGUCUCCAGGUAAAGUCCAGUCCAAUAUCACAAAGAGAGACAAGGUUAUUAAGACUAUUGGGCAAGUUCUGCUAAAUCGUGAAGGCAAAAGACGUCAAGAGCAAUCUAAAGAGGCCACAACAACAAUCAUAAAACUGGACAAACAAUCACAAACUGAUCUCACUGACAAGUCCAAGAGAAAUACUCUUAAAGAUGAGCCUGUCUAUCAGAAUGUGACUCAAAUAUCUGUGAAGAAGGUUAAUGGAACCUCCAAAAUUCUAGAGAAUGGGUUUAAAGGCACCAAAGAAUCAUCUAAUGCAACUAUGUCCAAGACAAAGGUCACUAUGAGAACUGCAGGUGAUAGAGCGAAAGAAAGCAGGGCUAUUAAUGUUACAUCUACUGAAAAAGACAAGCAGCUAUUGGACAUCAAUGUUACAACAGCUCUCCAAGCAGAGAAGUCGUCUGAUAAGCAUGUAAAUGGGACAAAUUUUGAAUCCAAAACUCAUACAAAGCAUUUUAACAAAACUAUCAGCAGAUUAUCAGUUAUUGGAUCAGUUGAGGUUCAUAAUAUCACUUCUACCGGGUUCAUUAUGUCUUGGGAAGCUCCUCGAGACAUGUACAGGAACUUCACUAUAACAAGAAGGGAAAUCAGAGGAGGAAAUGAAGAUUCUGAGAAAAUUCAGGAUGGAGCAGUGGGUGAAAAUGUAACAGAAUUCCAAAGUCCCAGUUUAAACAGAACAUCAACUAUAGUCCAAAGUAGCAAACUUGAGGGAAGGACUGUGAAAAAGUUCUCCCAAGUUCUUGCUGGUACAACACGGUCGUAUUAUUUCAAAGGCCUUCAACCUCAAACGCAGUACUUGGUUUCGUUGUUUGGCUCUGGUCUUGGAGUACGAUCCAAAAUUCACCGCCUUACAUUAUCCACAGGCCCUGAGCCACCCACUGACUUGAUGUUCAGCAACAUAACAGAGACUUCCUUCUCAGUAUCCUGGACAAAACCUAAAAGCAUAGUCGCAGAAUUUAAAGUCACAUACACCAACACUGUUACUGGCGAGAGUGGCUCCAUGUCAGUUGACUCCCAGCUGUCCAAUGUUCUCCUGUCUAAGCUCUCUGCUGGCUCCAAUUAUGACAUUACCGUGACCUCAGUUCUGGAGACACUCGAAAGCGAGCCAAUCACAGCCUCCGUCACUACAGUGCCGGAUUCUCCUACUGAACUAAAGGUGUUAAACAUCACAGACACUAAAGUUCUGCUGGUAUGGAAGCCAUCACAAGCUAAAGUGGACAGCUAUAUACUCAGUUAUGGGACUACAAAAUCUCCUAAUGUGACUAUCACAGUGACAUUAUCUGGCAAUACUAUGGAGCAUCAACUCAGAGGGCUCCAUAGAUCUUCUUUAUACAUGGUGAAAAUCACAAGUCAAGUCAACCGGCUCCAGAGUAGCCCAGUCUCCACAACCUUCACAACAGGAAGUGGAGUGAAACUUCAGGUCGUGACUCCUGAUGAGGUGACCUUUCACUCAGCUGUUAUUUCAUGGAGGGCUCCCCGUGUGGCUUUCAAAAGUUAUAAGCUCACAUACCAGCUGAGUGAGGAAGUCAAGGAGGUGAUUUUAAAUCCAUCUGUGACAUGUUAUGAGCUGACUGGACUGGUAGCCUUUUCAGACUAUACUGUAAAAAUAGAGGGAGAAAGAGAUGGACAGUACAUGAGUUUUGUCUCGGCUGAGUUUACCACUUCCCAGCUCCCGCACCCAUUCCCCACAGACUGCUCAGAGGUACAGGUCAACGGGAUGAAAGAGUCUGGAGAAGCUGAGAUCUACCCUGAAGGGAAGGAUGGAGAGCCAGUCCGGGUCUACUGUGACAUGGAGACUGAUGGAGGAGGCUGGACAGUAUUCCAGAGGAGAAUGGAUGGAUCUACUGAUUUCUUCAGGAGCUGGAGAGACUACAGUAAAGGCUUUGGUCUCCUGAGUGGGGAAUUCUGGCUGGGAAAUGACAUCCUUCACACUCUUACCAGUCGUACACCAAUGAGCCUGCGGAUUGACCUGCGUUCAGGAAAUGACACAGCCUUUGCUCAUUAUGCCAACUUCAACAUUAGCUCAGAGGCUAACCACUAUGUAAUUGAGCUGUCUGGAUACUUUGGCACUGCUGGUGAUUCCAUGAAAUAUCACAAUGGCCGUCCAUUCUCCACCAUAGACAAAGACCCAAACAUACUUAGCAUUCACUGCGCUAAGGCCUACAUGGGAGGCUGGUGGUAUAAAAAUUGCUACAAGGCAAACCUCAACGGCCUCUAUGACUCUUAUUUAGACAACAAGGGUGUGGUGUGGAUAGACUGGAAGGGUAAAGAUGCAUCCCUCCCAUUUACUGAGAUGAAGCUUCGACCCUCCUAUAUCAGUCAAACGAUCCUGACAAACCCCAACAGCCCAAGGUUAAAUCUACAGAGUAAAUAGUGCAUAUAGUGCAAAUACGCUGUACAAACUUCUACACACUGCUGCUUCAGUACUGUAUAUAGGUUAACAACAUACACACAAAGUAAAGUAAAUAUGCAAACAACUUCCAACCGAUCACAGCAACUUUUGUAGGUUAAUAUAAAGUUGUUGUUUUUUUUAUGUUAUUGACUUUAUGCAUGUGUCAAUGUACUUGUGUUAAUGAAGGUCCAUCAUUGAUAUUAACAUUCCCACUAACUGCACAGUCUACUAUUGGUACUAUUUUUUUAAUCCUUUCAUAUGACUGGUUUAGAGUUCCUCUCUAUGAAAUUGUUUUCAUUUUGAUGUUUUAAGAUAUGUAAACAAAAUCAAUAAAACAAAGUACU